Molecule: messenger RNA, 1179 nt
Organism: Seminavis robusta
Lineage: Eukaryota; Bacillariophyta; Bacillariophyceae; Naviculales; Naviculaceae
Source: the annotation of a GenBank genome assembly
AUGUGCUACAAGCAGGCAUGGCCACAACACAAACAAUGGCAUGAAGAUAAUGCAUCCAACAUCAAGAGGUACGUGGAAAUGAUGGAUAUUGGGACUAUCGUCCCCGAGAACAUUUCCCAACCUGUGGAGGACCCCAUGGAGCAGGCACCCGAGUACUAUGGAACCAUUGCCAUCGCCAAAUCCAAAUUUCAAGCUGGCGAAAUUUGCCGUUCCAAAAAGCUCCUCCGUAAAGCCAUUAAACUGGAUACCAGACGACCAGAAGCAUUCGACAAGCUCAGUGUUUGCUAUAAUUUUUCAGGACAGCGAAAUGAAGCCAACUUCUAUUUUAUGGAAGCAUUCAAACGAUAUGCCUUUGUGGCCUUGACCAAUAACUUUGGAAAGGUCCAAGACAUCGAUCUUUCAUUCUAUGUAUGGUCAGGCGGUGUUUGUUCUCUAGCCAAGAAUUACUUUGAGAACUCAGAGUUGAACAAACCGGAUUGGUGGCAUCACGAUGGAAUGGUCCAGCGAAUCACCAAAAUGGCAAUCGGUGUACUCAAGGCUGAUGUCAUGACACUCCCAGACCAGAUUGGUAUGGUCUAUCUUUUGCAAGCAUUUGCAUUGGCUGGCAUUGUCCGUCAUUUUCAUGCUUCGUUCGAUGGUGCAGAAGUUACAAUCCCAGAAGAUCGCACUCAUGAAGAGCUGGUGGAGGCCUAUGUGAUCUUCAAAAAGGCAACCAAGAACAUAUAUAUCACCUCUACAGCUGCCAUAGAUUCAUUUUUUGAGUCUGUAGUGUUGGAAACCAUAAGGAAGAGACAUGCACAGGCCAAAGAACAAGUGAAUAGUCGCAUUGCAGAGCCAAGUGUGUGCCAAGCAGGUACAUUGGUGGUUGUGGUUGGAUUUGACCUUGAAAGUCUUUUGGGUUCUAAGAUAAAAGCAGGGAUGGUGUCCAGAGAUGGGUUGCAGGAUGGCAGAGUUGCUGUGAAAGUAGAUGGAUUCAGCGAGCUCCAGCUGAUUCCUCCAGAAAAUCUGGUAGCAACUCCAUUCAAGGAGAGAGACGUGGCCCUCAUUUGCUGUUUGGGGGAUGGAUACCGGUACAAGUUUUUGAGAAGUUUUACCAUUGUAUUCCAAGAGGGUAUAAACGAAACCUUACUUCCUUUCAUCAUGGGCCAUCGGAAGUUGACUGUGUGGUCAGGAAAUUAG